GUCGUCACAGCCAAUGGGCCGGCUGUCCUCUCUCCUCGAAAACAUGUCGCCCAUGAAGUUGUGUGUUCCAGGUGACAAACUCUGCAGUGCAGACGACUGUAUUCCAGGUACAGGGGUGUAUCAUCGACACGGCUACAUAUACUCGUCCCUUGCAGGCUAUGUGCUGAGGAAAAACGAAGGCGAGGAGUUACCGGUGAUCUCAGUGGUGAGAGAAACGGAAGCGCAGCUACUGCCAGAUGUUGGAGCAAUAGUCACAUGUAAGGUUACGAGCAUCAAUCCCAGGUUUGCCAAAGUCCACAUCCUUUAUGUCGGCUCCACGCCACUAAAGGACCGAUUUAGAGGGACAAUCAGAAAAGAAGAUGUGCGCGCAACAGAGAAAGACAAGGUGGAGGUGUACAAAAGCUUCAGACCUGGCGACAUUGUUUUGUCAAAAGUUAUUUCUCUCGGGGAUGUUCAGUCUAACUACCUGCUGACAACGGCGGAGAAUGAACUGGGGGUGGUGGUGGCACACAGUGAAGCGGGUGCCCAGAUGGUCCCUGUCAGCUGGUGUGAGAUGCAGUGCCCCCGGACACACAGCAAAGAGUUCAGGAAGGUGGCGCGGGUGCAGCCCGACUAUCUACAAGCCUGAGAGCCUCGAAACUCCCCUCCGCGUCCAGGAACACACAACUUCUGCUUUUGACAUCAAGUAGCCGUUUUGCGGGUGACAUGCGAUCCAUUGGCUACUUCUAGUUUCAUGUCUUUCAUGUGCUUUGGUAAAAGCUGUCCAUCUGCACAGUUUGUCAUCCUUUCCUUUUGGUGGGUUGAAAAGAGACUGCAAACGUUUUGAGGCUGUAUUCUUAAUAUAGCGACAGCUUUUUUUUUUCUCCAUCCCUCUUCAUUUGACAUAAGUGUGGAGCUGUCACAAGACUAGCAGCAUUGCCUUCAAAUAUCCUGACGAAAACCUGGAUAGAGCCGUAUCAGUUCACGUAGAAUGUUACACUUUGAGUUUAAUUAGAUUUAAUGACGUCUGCAUUUGCAGCCAGUGAAGAAAGGUUGCAGGAUUGAGUUGUUAGAGUAUUAUAGCCUCACGUAACACGGCAGAGCAUCAGGUUGCUUUAAGGAAGGAGCGUUUCCGCCUCAGAUGUUUUUAUUUUGUUUAUUUGUUUUCUGAUGGAAGAUGAGUGUAUAUGAAGAAGCAAAUGACAAAAAUACAAUAGCUUCCGUAGAAGGUUGGGAACAUUGAUGAAAUGUUUUUAAAUUCUUCAGUUGAUGAUUUUAAGUUUUGAGAGACCAAUAAAUGUUGUGGAUUUACAAUCUGAUGGGGACAGAGUCGCUGUAUAGUUUGUCCAGAAGGCUGUGGUAAGUUUAGCACAUUUUGUCAGGAUCUUCACAACGGUGUAAUUUUUCCAAACAAAGGUCGCCUGAAACUACAUACCUUUGCCAAGCCUGAGUAAAAAGAGGAUAAUAUGGAUCCAGAUUGAUUACUUCUCAGGUCUGUCAUUCUAAAAAUUGCGUAAAAUGUUCCUGCAAAUCCGUCCAUAACUAAGGAGUCGUCUUUGAAGAAAAAAGCAAAUUAAAAUCAAACUAAACCAACCACACAACCUCAUUCGAAAAUUGUUAAUUCCUCUGCUGCAUCUUCCAGUUAGGAACAAAUUUAUAAAAUGAAAACUUGGAGAAUUAAAAAUAAAAAUCUGAAUUGGUUGGACUAACCCCUGUAACCACAGUUGGUGCGGAUAUUAAAGUCCGAUGCUCUUUUAAAGUAUUUUGAGUAUUAAGCGAGGGUGGCAACGGGUCAGUACCUGGAAAUACUCCAGCAGAACUGCACCCUUUGCAAAACUUCAUUUGUGCAGCUGAGCUGUUUUACUGGGUUUUACACAGAAAGCUGCUAUAAACUUCAUUUCUUCUGAGAGCAUUUUCACCCCACCUCAUGAGGCUCACAAAAGAGCAGUAUUAGAGCCUCAUGCUGAAUCAGAUUUCAACUAAACCACGGUGGACGGAAUAUUGAAGUAGAACAAAUGAUAGUCAAUAACAUCCUUUCCCACAUAUCACUGUUUACGAGCCAAUAGCAGGGAAAGUAUAAUGGUUGUUUUUGUUGACAUGAACUUUUACUUUUCCUCUCUUAAUGCAAAUAGGCAAGAAUGAAAUUAAAUGUCUAUGAAAACCAAA
Cololabis saira (Pacific saury) is the source of this 2145-nucleotide messenger RNA. It is a transcript of the gene exosc1, whose product is annotated as exosome component 1. The coding region runs from base 14 to 628 and encodes 204 amino acids. The transcript has 8 exons. NCBI's taxonomy places the organism in Eukaryota, Metazoa, Chordata, Actinopteri, Beloniformes, Belonidae. Gene Ontology annotation, molecular function: RNA binding. Gene Ontology annotation, biological process: RNA processing. Gene Ontology annotation, cellular component: nuclear exosome (RNase complex); cytoplasm. The record is from RefSeq and is a predicted model, not a curated record.